ACAAAACAGCUCCGAAAUGAGAUUUUGAACAACGUCGAUAUUUCAGAUCGCGAGACUUUUUUAAUUUUAAUUCCAACUACCAAAAGCGCUGUAAUAGAAUACUAGUCGUAGUUGGUAUAGCAGAAUAUGACACGAAAAUGGUAAAAGGGUUGUAACUACCCUUGGAAUGUAAAACAAAAGAAAUAUUGAAUGAUAGGAGUUGAAUCAUAAUUAUGGACAGAUACGUAAUUACUGGAAAAAUUGGAGAAGGAGCACAGGGUGUAGUUUUGAAAGCAUACGAUACAGAAACAGAAAAUAAUGUAGCAUUAAAGAAGUUAUUUUUAAAAAAUAUUGAAAAUGGUAUAUCAACCUCUAUUAUCAGAGAAAUAAAAAUUUUGCAGCAAUUAAAACAUGUUAAUGUUAUAGAAUUAUUGAAUGCUUUUCCUACUGGAUUAGAGUUUGUAAUGGUUUUUGAGUACAUGCCAACAGGUUUAUGGGAGAUAAUAAGAGAUAAUGAAAUAUCAUUGACUUCAACUCAAGUAAAAACUUAUACAAAAAUGAUUUUGGAGGGUAUUGCCUAUAUACAUAGCAAAGAUAUAAUACAUAGGGAUUUGAAGCCAGCUAAUUUAUUAAUAAAUGAAGAAGGUAUUCUGAAAAUUGCUGAUUUUGGUUUAGGAAGACUAGCAUGGAAAAAUGAAUCAAAACCUUAUUCUCAUCAAAUUGCUACUAGAUGGUAUAGAGCACCUGAAUUAUUAUAUGGAGCUAGAUAUUAUACAUCUGCAAUUGAUAUGUGGUCUGUUGGUUGCAUUUUUGGUGAAUUGCUUAACAAGUCACCAUUAUUUCCAGGAGAAACAGAUAUUGAACAACUGGCAAUAGUUUUAAGGCAUCUAGGAUCACCUACAUCAGAAACAUGGCCAGAAUUAAAUUUAUUGCCUGACUAUAAUAAAAUUACAUUUCCAUAUCAUAAAGGGGUAACAUGGGAAGAUAUCAUAGAAGAUGCUGAACCGGAAGCUAUUGAUCUUAUUAGUAAAAUUCUUAUUUAUAAUUCAUCAAAACGCUUAACUGCUAGUGAAGCAUUGAAUCACGUGUAUUUUCAUGUUAAACCUUAUGUUUCUCUAGAAAAUAUCAUAAAACCGUCAGCUAAUCACCGCAAUCAAAUAAAACAAAAAGAGGUCAAUGUAAAUGUACAAGCUACUACGCUUUUUAAAAAGUUACUAACCAUUAUAUAA
This is a messenger RNA of Osmia bicornis bicornis, 1208 nucleotides long. Its product is annotated as cyclin-dependent kinase 20. The record is from RefSeq and is a predicted model, not a curated record. Gene Ontology annotation, molecular function: cyclin-dependent protein serine/threonine kinase activity; ATP binding. Gene Ontology annotation, biological process: protein phosphorylation. Lineage: Eukaryota; Metazoa; Arthropoda; Insecta; Hymenoptera; Megachilidae. Gene Ontology annotation, cellular component: nucleus. The transcript is spliced from 5 exons. Bases 213 to 1208 code for a protein of 331 amino acids.